This is a messenger RNA of Patella vulgata (common limpet), 1819 nucleotides long. RefSeq names its product 2',5'-phosphodiesterase 12. Lineage: Eukaryota; Metazoa; Mollusca; Gastropoda; Patellidae. The transcript is spliced from 6 exons. The coding region runs from base 34 to 1788 and encodes 584 amino acids. Gene Ontology annotation, molecular function: 3'-5'-RNA exonuclease activity. Gene Ontology annotation, cellular component: mitochondrion. Gene Ontology annotation, biological process: nuclear-transcribed mRNA catabolic process, deadenylation-dependent decay. The record is from RefSeq and is a predicted model, not a curated record.
AACCCUGUUAUUUGUCAACAUCCGCUGUUUCACAUGUCUCAUGCAAUCCUGACCGUUUUAAAUAGCUUUCUGGUUAGAGGUUGUCAAAGACGAUUCCCUCUGCUGGCCAGAAUGUCACACAUAUAUGUAAAAUGCAUCCCUGAGUCGGAACGUUUGGAAAUAAGCGUAGUUUAUGAUAAACGAACUUACAACAUGAACCGCCCAAAAGAAGAAGAAAUCGGAAAAUGUUUUGCUCGUCUGCAAUUGAAUAUAGUGAAAGUUAUGGAGAAAAGAAAAAAUAAAAAGAAGAAAAAGAGCAAAGAAGCGACACCCGUGGAAGAUUCAGAUUCGAAUAUCUCAAUAAGUAUGUUAAAGAAAGGCAAGACUUUAUUGGAUACAACGCCAAACAUUGAUGCCUGGACUGAAGACUGUGAACUUGUUAUCGGGGACACAAAACUUCAAAUGGAAAUAAAUUCACCAACAGUUAUAUCAUUAUCUCUACCAGCCAGUAUAAUGUCUGGAUUUCCAAUAUUUCCAAAAGCAGAAUUGGAAUUUGUAAAUGUUGAUCAGUGUAAAUUUGUUUGGUAUCGAGAACCAUUGCCUUCUGCUUCUGCCAAAGAGGCUGACAAUGUUCCAGUUGAAAUAUCCAGGGAAAGAUAUUAUUCGCCUACUCCAGCAGAUAUAGGACACCGUUUAAGUUUGAAACUAAUACCAAUAAAUGGAGAAAGAGUCGGAAAGGAAAUGUCAGUUACAUCCAAAUUUGAGAUUGAGGCUGGACCAGGAUUAUGUCCCUUUGAAAAUAGACACCUGUAUACACAAAAAGAAGCAGAAAAAGAAAGUUUGAGAAUUGUAAGUUAUAAUAUUUUAGCUGACGUGUAUGCUGAUUCAGAUUACAGUAGAACAGAAUUAUUUCCAUACUGUCCACCAUACGCAUUAAACUAUGAUUACAGAAAACAAUUAUUGUUAAAAGAAAUAACAGGUUAUAAUGGUGAUAUAAUUUGUUUACAAGAAUGUGAUAGAAAAUAUUUUGAGAGUGAUUUUAAACCAGCUUUAGAUCUUCUUGGUUUAAGUGGUUUACUGAAGGUCAAGGGAGGUCAAGUUCCAGAAGGAUCAGCUUUAUUUUACAGAAGAUCCAAAUUAAGGUUACUUGGACAACAUGAUAUUAUUCUAACAGAAGUUGUUGCUAAUGAUGAACGAUAUUCAGAUUUGUGGCAGAAAAUUUGUUCAUUAGGACCACUGAAAGAGAAAAUGGAAGCUCGAAGUACUGCGUUACAAUUAACUGUAUUUGAAUCACUGGAUGUAAAAGAUAAAAUACUCAUGGUGGCCAAUACACAUUUGUUUUUCCACCCAAAAGCAUCACAUAUUCGAUUGUUACAAAUCGCAAUAUGUUUGCGACAUAUUGAGUCUGUUAUGUCUCAAUAUACAUCGGAGGGUAAAACAGUAUCGUUUAUAUUUUGUGGUGAUUUUAACAGCGUUGCUGAAGAAGAAAUUAAUACUUUUAUGACAACUAAAUUUAUACCUUCUGAUUACUAUCUGUGGAAUUCCAGUGGCGAGGAAGAGAAAUUAAACGAUUUAGAACUACAUCAUAAUUUUAAUAUAAUAAGUGGAUGUGGCUACACAAAAUAUACAAACUAUACGGCUGGUUUUCAUGGCAUGUUAGAUUAUAUAUUUGUGGAUUCAGACAAUUUAACUGUGACUGAAGUUAUACCCAUGCCAGAACACGAAGAUGUUACUACCCAUAUAGCUCUACCUAGCAUAGUGGCACCAUCUGAUCAUAUAGCACAGAUAUGUCAAAUUAAAUGGAAAUGAUUUAUGAUUAUAUUAAAAAUGCUCUUUAGUU